This is a messenger RNA of Paramecium primaurelia, 8214 nucleotides long. Lineage: Eukaryota; Ciliophora; Oligohymenophorea; Peniculida; Parameciidae. The record is from the annotation of a GenBank genome assembly.
AUGGAUCUAUUUAUAGAAAUACCUCUGGAAUUCAAACCCAUAAGUUAAAAAUUUCUUAAGUUUUUAAUUAGGGAUCUUAUUCAACAUAUACCUCAAGUAUAAGAUAUGAAAUAAUUGCAUAUGUUGAUAUUCCUAAAUACUCAUUUCUAUUGUCAGCAAUAGGGAAUUAUACGUAAAUAACAAUGUUUUUAAAUUAGUGAUGACACAGCAGGAUGGGGAAUGUCNAAAUAUUUAAUUAAUGCCUUUUUCUAUAAUUUUUAUCCUAGUGGGAUUAUUUGAGUAAUCAAAUUCAUAAUGGCAAACCUAAAAUAGUUUCUUAAACUAUGAUUAGAAAUUUACAGUAUACACUGGAUCAAUGGCAUAUUAAUAUGCUGGAUAUUUUCUAUUGCCAUAAACCUAAACUACUGCAAAUUUUAUCACUUGUACAACUCCUGCUACAAGCUACGUUACUCUAACUAAAACUAAUCCAUCUGCUCAAAAUUAUUUUAAUUACUCAUUCAUGGAUGGAUAUUGGAUGUCUAUGGAUUUAUAUUUUUAAGGUACAUGGUCAUCUCAAACUAUUUAAUUUAUGAUAGGAACUUUUACAUAUUCAUAUCCCUACAAAUCACCUACUACUUAUACAAUGACAACUGGAUUUUGUGAUACUCUUCCAUUUGAAGUUAAAACUUUGAAUUUUUCACUUGUAUUACCAGGAACAAUAUCUGGCUAAAUUAAUUUUACAUCCUCUAAUACAAAUUAAGGAUAGGUUUCUCUUAGAAAUGUUUAUGUCUCUAAACUACAAUGUUAUCCAUCAUGUAGUUAAUGCACAGGUCCUAAUUACAAUGAAUGUACAUCUUGUUAUUAUGGUAUACCAACAAAUAACAUAUGUCCACCAUGCCCAUCUAAUUAAUAUUAUUGGAAGAACUCAGGAUGCAAAGAUAUUUGUGAAAUAUACUCUCCAUUAUAUUCAAAAGGAUUUUGUUAAAGUUAUCUAAGUAAUUAUUAUAAAUUAAACAAUCUAGUUUCCAAUAUAGAAUAGGGUUCUUUGACAUAUCCUAUUACUAGCACUGAAAAUUUGAAAUGGUCAUUAAUAUAUGAUCAAAUGCAUGUAGAUACAUCUCCAACUAUUAUUACUGUUAAUUCAUAUACAUAUGGAGUAUUUAAGUAUAAUUCCGGCAUCUAUAGAUAUUUCAAUUCUUUAUCAACUUAUUCUUAUGCAACCUAUUUAGUUGGAAUAAAAAUUUCAAUUGUUACUUAUAAUGAUAUUCCAAUUAAUUGUGGAAUAUAGUUUAAAAUUAAUAAUACUUAUUAUGGAUCUAUUUAUAGAAAUACCUCUGGAAUUCAAACCCAUAAGUUAAAAAUUUCUUAAGUUUUUAAUUAGGGAUCUUAUUCAACAUAUACCUCAAGUAUAAGAUAUGAAAUAAUUGCAUAUGUUGAUAUUCCUAAAUACUCAUUUCUAUUGUCAGCAAUAGGGAAUUAUACGUAAAUAACAAUGUUUUUAAAUUAGUGAUGACACAGCAGGAUGGGGAAUGUCUUAAAUCUAAAUUACUUCAGGAUAUUGUUCUUAAUAUUGCUCUUUGUGUGAAGUAUCAUUUAAAUGUAAGACUUGUAUAAGUGGAUUCUAUUUUUAUAAAGAUGGUAGUUGCAUAAGUAGUUGCCAAUCUCCAUAUUAGAAAUUAAAUGGUUCUUAUUGUUAUGAUUACGAUGAUGAAACACCUUGUAUCUUAUUAUUAUAAUAAUUUAGACUCUUAAUAUUUGAUUUAAGAAUAUAUAAAUGCUGCCACCGACCCUGGAUAAUAUUCAUAAUAUACUUUAAUAUCUUAAAAUGGAACAAACUUUUUAAAAGGAUCAGAUAUCUAUUAUUCAUAUAUGUAAGGAAUUAGAGUCUUUGGAGGACCUUUUGUGUGGGCCUAAGCUAAAUUCUAAAGAGUUCAUAAUAUAAUAUCUCCACAUCAUAGUGUCACUAUUGCAUUUUAUAUACUUUAUGGUCCAUCAUUCCCUUCAGAUGGGAGAUUUAUAUAUACAAUUGAAAAUAAUACACCAGUUUCUAAAUCAAAUGCAAAUUUUUAUUCAAAUUAUCCUGAUGGGUCAAGAUACGAUAAAGUUUAUGAAAAAAUCAUUCAUAAUUCAAAUACAUUAACACUGACUUGGGAAUGCUUAGGUCCAAAUAAUGAACCUGUUAAAGCAUAUUGUGGAUUCUUUAAUUAUUAUAUUGCUGUCCAUAAUUGCAAACCUUAUUGUUCAUAAUGUACCGAUUCAACUACAUGUACUUUAUGGAACAGCACUUAUGAUGCUAGUAUUGUUAGAUUUUCUUAAUCAGAAUGCUUAGUUAAUUAAUAUUAUGAUAAGGAUUUUAUUAGAUGUUUAGAUUGUCCAUUAUCUUGUUUAACAUGUACAUCUAAAAUAGAUUGUUAAACAUGCUAACCAACUUUUAUAUAAACUAAAUUAGGAUGUAUUUGCAAAAUGAAUCAAUAUGAAGAAUCAAAUCAAUGUUUUGAUUGUCCUAUUGAAUGCAAUUAAUGCUUAAGUUCUACUUAUUGUAUAGAAUGUUUAAAUAGUAAUUUUAGACAAUUAUCAAAUGGGUAAUGUAAUUGUAUUGAUGGAUAUUAUCCAAUUGUAUCAAACCCUUAGUGUUAACUAUGUCAUUAAUUUUGUAAAACUUGUAUUGGUCCUACUUCUGAUUAAUGUUUAAUUUGCAAUGAUAUUGUUAAUAUUGAAAAGGUGGGAUAAACAUGUAGAUGUCCAACAGGAUCAUAUUAUUAAGAUGCAAUAAAAACUUGUUCUUUUUGUCAUUCAUCAUGCUUAAGUUGCUUUAGAACAACAAUUGAUGGUUGCUUAACAUGUGAUCUAAGUUUAAAUAGAAUAUUAAAAGGGUUAAAAUGUGUAUGUGCACCUGGUUAUUAUGAAUUAAGUAAUAUUUGUACAAGUAUAUAUAAUAAUGAUAAUUAUAGAUUGUCCAAAUAGUGAAGAUACAUCUCUAAGUCAAUGUUAUAAAUAAUGUAAUAAUAAUUAAUAAAUAUGGCAUACUAUUACUUGUACUUCUUGUGAUUCUGGAUUUAAUUUAGUCUAUGGAGAAUGUCAACCCAUUUGUGGAGAUUCAUAAAUAAAAGGAUAUGAAUAAUGUGAAGAUAAUAAUACAAUUCUUGAUGAUAAAUGCUAUAAUUGUUAAUUUUAAUGUCCAACUCAUUGUUUAACUUGUGAUUAAUCAACUACUUUACCUUGUCCUGAUAUUUGUGGAGAUGGAAUUAUUACAGGAAUUGAAGAAUGUGAAGAUGGAAAUAAUAUAUAAUAUGAUGGAUGUUUUAAUUGUAAAUAUUAAUGUUAAACUUCAUGUACAAAGUGUAUAUAAGGUAAAUGUUUUGAAUGUGCUACUGCUGGUUGGUAUAUUGAUCCAACAGUUACUCCUUGGUAAUGUAAGGAAAGAUGUGGAGAUUAAUUAAUAGGUGUAAGUGAAUAAUGUGAUGAUGGAAAUCUAAGUGACACAGAUGGUUGCAAAGAUUGUAGGCAUUUCUGUAGAAUUGGUUGCUCUUCUUGUGAUUAUACAAUCAAAAAGUGUUUAAGUUGUGAAUUUCCUGGUUUUGUUCCUACUUCUUACUAUUGUAAGAAUACAUGUGGAGAUGGUUUAGUUGUGACAGAUCCUUAUGGGUUCUAUUCAGAACAAUGCGAUGAUGGAAAUACAAUUAAUGAUGACGGCUGCAAUAAUUCUUGUUACUUUUAAUGUUAGUCAUCAACUAUUUGUACUAGUUGUGUAAGUAAUAGAUGUGAAAUAUGUGCUACUGGAUAUAAUCUUUCAAGUUAAAAAGUAUGUUUACCAAUUUGUGGAGAUUCAAUGAUAGUAGUUGGAGAACAAUGCGAGAAUUCAUUUAUAUUACCAUAUAAAGGUUGUAUAAAUUGCUAAGCAAGAUGUCAAAGCUCUUGCCUCACUUGUGAUACUACUGGACUUGGUUGUAUAUCAUGUAAAAAUGGUUACAAUAGAAUUGAUAAUUUAUGUUAUUCAAUUUGUGGUGACACCAUAAUAACAGAAGAUGAGGAAUGUGAUGAUGGUAAUUUAUUAAUUGGAGAUGGAUGUCAUUUCUGUUAAUUUACUUGUUAAGAUUAAUGUCUAAAUUGUAUUAAAGGAAUCUGUUAUGAUUGUUAAGAAGGUUAUGAAUUAAUAUAAUCUAAAUGUUAUCCGAUAUGCGGAGAUGGAGUUUAGAAAUAUAAUGAAUAAUGUGAAAUGAUUAUUUCAUAAUAGACUUUUUAGAAUUGUAAAUCUUGUUAAUUUACUUGUGAUUAGAAUUGCUAUUUGUGUUAAUUUGGUAUAUGUUAGCAAUGCAAAGAUGGAUAUGAAUUAUCUUCUAAUUAAUAUUACUGUAUUAAAUCUUUAUAAAAUAACUCUAUUUUAAUUGAAAACUGUCAAAUCUAAAUUGGAAAUAGUUGCUUAUAAUGUGAAGAUUAUUCAUACUUUGAAAAAAUUGAACAGAAGUGCAAUUUAAAAGCAGCACCUAUGAGUUUUUGUCAAUAUUAACUUAAAUUAUCUCCAGAUUUAUAUUGUAGUUAUUGUUUUGAUUACUGUACAUCUUGUAAUGAAAACAAUUGUAUUAGUUGUUAAAGUGGUUAUUAUUUAGAUGACAAUUUUACAUGUAUUUCAUCUUGCGGAGAUGGAAUACUUACACAUGAUGAACAAUGCGAAAUUUAUGAUCAAAAUUGUUUAAGUUGCAUGUUUGAUGCUCCAAAAUUAUGUGAAUAAUACUUUGAAGUUAAUUGUUAUCAAUGUGAACAUGGAUAUUAUAUAAAUUAAUUUACUAAUAUCUGUUAAUCUAAGUGUGGAGAUGGUAUAAUAGCUGGUGAUGAAGACUGUGAAGAUAAUAAUUAUAUAGAAUUUGAUGGUUGCUAUUCUUGUAAAUAUUCUUGUAGCUAAUAUUGUUUAAAUUGCUUCAAUGGAAUAUGUUAAUAAUGUAGCCAAAACUAUUUUCUUAGAGAUGGUUUUUGUUUGGUUUUAGAGAAGGGUAUUGAUUACUUUCCUGAAUGUGAAUUAUAAAUAAAUCAAGAAUGCUUAGUUUGUUAGAAAGAUUAUAAAUUAAAUGAGUAUGGUGAUUGUAUUUUUUAAUGUUAAACAAAUUGUAUUCAAUGUUAUAAUGGAUAAUGCACUUAAUGUGUAUAACAAUAUUAACUUCAUGAGGGUGCAUGCAUUUUCAUUAAGUAAUGUUAAAUAGGUUUUUAUUUUAAUUAAGAAUUAUAAAUUUGUGAAUCUUCAUGUGGUGAUGGAUUUAUAAAUGAAUGGGAAGAAUGUGAUGAUUAAAAUAUGAAAUAAUUUGAUGGUUGUUAUUAAUGCAAAUAUGAAUGUGAUGAUAAUUGUAUUUAAUGUAUAUAUGGUGAAUGCUUACAAUGUUCUUAAGAAUUUAACUUAGUUGAAAAUAAAUGCUUAUCAAAAUGUUAAGAAUAUUGUCUUAAUUGUGUUUAAGGAGUAUGUUAAUUAUGUAGCAGUGGAUAUUACCUGAAUGAAUAUUUCAAUUGUAUCUAAAUUGACUGUGAAUAUGAUUUCAGUUGUACUUCUGAAUGUGGAAAUGGCAUAAUUGAAGAUUUGGAAUAGUGUGAUGAUUAGAAUCUAAUUAAUGAUGAUGAUUGUAAUAAUUAUUGUGAAUAAACUUGUGAUAUUAAUUGUAAUCGUUGUAUUGAUGGUGUAUGUUAUGAAUGUAAUGAGGGAUGGAGAUUAGAUUAAUUUUUUUGUACUCCAAUUUGUGGAGAUUAAAUUGUUGUAGGAAAUGAAGAAUGCGAUGAUGGAAAUUAAAUUACUUUUGAUGGUUGUUAUUAAUGUAAAUUUUAAUGUACUCAAUAUUGUGAAGUCUGUUUGAAUGGAAUAUGUCAAACAUGUUAAAUUAAUUAUGAAUUGGAUUAAUAAAAUAAUUCAUGUAAAUCAAUUCAACCCUUACUUACAGUUUAUGAAUAACCUAAUUGUAAAUUGUUAAAUAACAAUUAAUGUAUCCUUUGUUAAGUUGGAUAUCUAGAUUUAAUAACAAAUACUUGUAUAAUUGAUUAUAAUAUGAACAAAUGCUCUAAAAAUUGUAAGUAAUGUUUACUUUAGGAAUGUUUACAAUGUGAAUUAGGAUAUUAUGGAAAUAAAUGUAUGCCAAAAUGUGGAGAUGGUAUAAUAGUAUAGGAGGAAGAAUGUGAUGAUGGCAAUUAAUAUGAUGUAGAUACUUGUUUAAAUUGUAAAUAUUAAUGUCCUCAAUAUUGUAAAUAAUGUGCUUAUGGAGUUUGUACUCAUUGCUUUGUAGGAUUUUAUUUGGAUAUUGUGAGUAAUUCAUGUAAUUCAGUUUGUGGUGAUAAAAUAUUGGCAAGUGAUGAAGUUUGUGAUGAUGGCAAUGAAUUAAGAUAUGAUGGUUGUUUUUAAUGUAAAUAUUAAUGUUAAAUGGAAUGUUUAAAUUGUUAAUUUGGUAAAUGUUUAUAAUGUGAAUCUCCUUUAAUAGUAGUACAAUCUAAAGGUAUUUGUGAAUAAUUAAAAAAAUGUGAAGGUUUAAUAGGAUUGUAUUAUGAUAAUUAUAGUAAUGAUUGUUUGCCAUAAUGUGGAGAUGGUAUAGUUGUAGGUAAUGAAUAAUGCGAAGAUCAGAAUAAUAUUCCAAAUGAUGGAUGUUAUGAAUGUAAAUAUUAAUGUCAUAAAAUGUGCACAAAUUGUUAAAAAGGAUAAUGUUAUGAAUGUUAAAAAGGAUAUUAUUUAAAUGGAUAAAAAUGUGAAACCAAAUGUGGAGAUGGUAUUAAAAUUGGUGAUGAAUUAUGUGAUGAUUAAAAUGAUGUUGUAAGAGAUGGUUGUACUUUUUGUAAAAUUGAUCCUUUUUAUAAAUGUGAAGAGGAUUAAAAUUAAUUAUCUUAUUGUUAUAGAUGCUAAGAUAAUUGUGAGGAUUGCAUAUUAAACAUAAAUAUAGUAGAAUGCUAACGAUGUAAAAGUGGAUAUUUCCUUAAAGAUAAUACAUGUAAUUCAUGUUCAGAAAAAUGUGAGGAGUGUGUUAAUACUCCAAAUAAUUGUAUAAUAUGUUCAACAGAUGGUUGUAAGAAAUGUGAUAAUAUAUCUGGGUUUUAUUUAGAUAAAUAAAAAAAAUCAUGCAUUACAAAAUGUGGAGAUAAUAUCAUAGCUGGAAAUGAAUAAUGUGAUGAUGGAAAUAAAAUUGAUAAAGAUGGAUGUAAUUCUAAAUGUGAAAUUGAAAAAGAAUUUAUUUGUAAAGGGAGUAUCUGCUAUGUUCCACCUAAAAAAUAAGUUGAUUUGACCUAUUCUAACUCAACUACUUAAAGUGAUUUUGAUUUAAUAUUUGAAGAUCUCAAAGUAAAUGGUGUUUGUGAAAAAUUGAAGAUUUGGAUAGAAUAAUUUUAACCUAAUGAAUUUAAAUAUGAAGUAUCAAUUAAAAAAAAUGAAAAUAAAAUAGAAUAAGCUAGAUGUGAAAUCAAAUUUAAUUUUUUUAAAACUAUAAUGGAAUCCAAUCUUAUUCAUGUUAUAGUACCAUUGAAAGAUAAUGUCACUAGAAUUCUUGAAGAAGAAACAAGAGAAAUUAUUAUUGCACCAAGAAGAUUAAUUUAUUAUAAUGAAGAUUAAAAAGCUCAAGCUUAAAGUGUUGUAGCAGCAUCUUCAAACUUAACUUUUUUACUUUAAUUAAUUGGGCCUUUAACUAUUUUUCUUGGAGGAUUUAAUUUCUUUUGGACUAUCUUAGAUAUAUUGACUUGGAUUAAUAAUUUUUAUUUUCUAAAUGUAGAUUAUCCUUUGAAUGUUAAAUUAUUUUUUAAUUAACUUGAAUGGGGAGAUAUAAUUAAUAUUCCUGAUAUUAUUACUUUAAAUUCACCAGAUGAUCCUUAUUAUUUUGAAGCACCUCCUAAAUUUACUGAAAAAGAUGUUAAUCCACUAUUUUUAAAUAAUAUAUAAUUAUUUUGUGGAUUAAUUUUACUAUCAAUAAUAGGUUAUAUUUUUUCAAUUUGCAUAGUAUCGAUUAUUUAAACUAAAUAUUAAUCUAUUAAUUUAAAAACACAUAAAAUUGAAAUAUUUUCAGUAAGUGAAAUGAAUAAGAGUAUUGAAAUGAUGUCACCAUAAAAAUAACAGGUAAAAUAAUUUCAUUAAAAAAGUAAAUAAAUGCCCUAUAUAAUAAAUACUAUAUAUAAAGAAAUAUUAUGGUUUAAAGAAAAUUAUAGAGCUAAAUUACUUUAAAUAAUAGGAUUAGUAUUUUUGGAUAUUUGUUUGGCUUGUGUUCUUUAAUUUUAAUAUAGUAACAAUGA